Molecule: messenger RNA, 568 nt
Organism: Ornithodoros turicata
Lineage: Eukaryota; Metazoa; Arthropoda; Arachnida; Ixodida; Argasidae
Exons: 4
Coding region: 8-568 (186 amino acids)
Molecular function (GO): DNA binding
Source: RefSeq, a predicted model, not a curated record
UCAACACAUGGCACACUGUUCAGCGUCCCCUGUGGAUGGCACAUGUCUGUCGCAUUGUCUGUGGAUGGCAGCAACUGCUGGCAUCUUUGGCAAAGUACAAACCUGCCACCUUGGAACGUCAAGGACAAGAGAUUCAUCGAAGAUGGUCAAGCGGCUGAAGCGGCUGGUGGAGUCGGACAUGGGCAAAGGGCAGUCAGCCACUGUAGUUGCUGAGCCUCAGGUGGAUAUAGGUGGGGGCGUCCUGGUAGGAAGCCACCACCUGACGUAUUUGAAAAGCCGGUGCGAAGGGAAUGCUACAAAGUUCGCCAGGGCCCUCUUGAGGGUUCUCUUCUCUCCUGAAGAGUUGCGCGGGAAGUCCCUCUUCGGCGUGGCAUCGAAUGCCCACAAGAACAAGGAAGCAAAGGAGGGGCUUGACAGGAAGAGGGUAAACGCAUUGAUUGUGAGAGCCAGAGCCUGGAUCACACUGCAAACUCGGGCACUUGAGGCCCUUGUCUACCACCUGUCAUCGCAUCAACACCAGCUCCUGUCGACGCCGCCAAGAGUCUGCCGAGUGCCACCUCCGUAUUGA